Molecule: messenger RNA, 744 nt
Organism: Dacryopinax primogenitus
Lineage: Eukaryota; Fungi; Basidiomycota; Dacrymycetes; Dacrymycetales; Dacrymycetaceae
Product: UDP-Glycosyltransferase/glycogen phosphorylase
Exons: 1
Coding region: 1-744 (247 amino acids)
Molecular function (GO): UDP-glycosyltransferase activity
Source: RefSeq, a predicted model, not a curated record
AUGAUUCCAAGGGAAUACUUCGCCGACCGUGCGGAGCCGGCCGCUGCUGUGGCAAAGGUUGAUCAGUCGAAAGACAAGUGCAUCAAGUUCCUCGAUGCAGCUCUGGAAAAAUACGGCCAGAAGUCGGCGCUGUACAUCUCCUUCGGAACAAUCGCGUGGCCGCUCGUCCCGACCCACAUCCCGACCCUUCUCGAGGUCCUUCUGAAGUUGGACCCACCCAUGCCGUUCAUUUUGACAACACCUGGUUCCGUCAUGGCUCCUCUGCCUGAGGAGCUCAUCGAGCGAGUUCGUGCAUCCGGUCGAGGGCUUAUUGUGGACUGGGCACCUCAGCAGGCUAUGUUGUCACACCCUGCCCUUGGCUGGGUGUUGACUCAUGCCGGUGGCAACACGAUCUACGAAUGCAUGACCCAAGGCAUCCCGCUCAUCGCCUGGCCGUUAUUCGGAGACCAACCUACCCACGCUCUCUGGCUGAGCCAGGUCAUCCAGGUAGCGUAUGAGCUCGUACAGACGCGGACAGGCAAGGGUGCGCAGAACGCCUACCGAGGGGGGUUGACGGGCACUGAGAUCAAGGGUACGGACGAUGCAUUAAAGGAGGAGAUUGAGCAUGUGUUUGCCCUUGUCAGGGGAGAGGAUGGCAAACGGAUUAGGAGGAACGCAGAGAAGGCGAGGGAAAUCAUUCUAGAUGCAGUCAAGCCCAGUGGUCAGAUUCCUCAACAUCUCGACAUGCUGAAGAAGUACAUGUAA